Molecule: messenger RNA, 958 nt
Organism: Pectinophora gossypiella (pink bollworm)
Lineage: Eukaryota; Metazoa; Arthropoda; Insecta; Lepidoptera; Gelechiidae
Exons: 4
Coding region: 51-944 (297 amino acids)
Source: RefSeq, a predicted model, not a curated record
UUGUUUAUCAAUAAUAAACGUAAAGUAAUUAUUUUCCAAUUUCCAUAACGAUGACAACAAUUAAGAAGCAUAUUUUUACUCCCAUCGAGAAGAAAACUUUUUUGGAUAUUUUGAAAAGAUACUCCUCGGUGAUAGAGAAUAAGGAUACCGAUGGCGCUUCAUUACGCGCAAAAAAUAAAGCUUGGGAUAUUGUGACCAGAGAAUACAACGCAAGCCCUCAUGCCACUAAUCAGGUUACAAAUAAACAACUGAGGAGAUUGUGGAUGAACCUCAAGCAGCGGCAAAGGGAAGCACUAACAAAAGAACGUCAACAUCGGCUAGCUACUGGAGGGGGGCCUGCAUCCAGUGAUGCAGUUGUAGAACCAGAUGUGUCUGAGGUGGCCCCUGCUCUAAUAGUUGGUAUCGAUGAUGCUGUUGACUCUGGUACAAAUCCAGUAACCGCUGACCUUGCCGUCCAAGAAGUAAAUAUGGACUCGCAGCCCGUCUCUUAUCUUCCCUCAACUUCUUCCCAAAUACCAUCCACCAGUGCAUUUUCUGUAUCACCACUCCCAUGUGCUGUUGUUACACAAGCACCACUUGCUGCCCCAACCCGGACAACAUUGACACCACCUCCACCUCUUCCUGCUUCCACUCCAUCACCACCUCUUCCUCCAUCCACUCCACCACCACGUCUUCCUACCCCACCUCUUAUUAACCCAUCAAAUACAGCCACCCAAACUUUUCAAAGGCAUAAGAGUUCUAUUCUGGAAAAGGAAUAUAAAGACAGACAGAGACGGGCUAACGAGAUUCAUGUCUUGGAGGUUUUAUUAUUAAGAGAACGAAUAAGAGAAGCAAAGGCGAAAGCAGACCUCGCAGAACUUCAACUGCAGCAGCAGUGUUCGUCAGAUAGUGCAACUGAUGGCAGUAGAGGGAAUGUGGUUAAUUUAUUAAAUAAAAGCAUAUAAGUCAAUAUAUAAAA